AAGUGCGGGGGCUAAAUCCGGGCUGGGAGAAGAUCGACACCACGUCCCUGGGAUUAACUUAGCGAGGAUCGCUCGGAUGGCACACAAGACGCGCUCGGCACCAAAAUCCGCCCACGAUGUUGCGUUUUGUCGGGGGGUUGAAACGAGGCACAUUCCAGCAGGCCAAUGGAGGGUCCCUCGUCGGGUUCGUCCCAGAAGAGCAGAAGGCUCGCGUGGGAAUGGAGUCCGCAAGGGAGAUCGCAGCCCGUUUGGGGAGAUUCCUGGCGGGUCGCUCAAGCGGCGCAUUUCCCAUCUAAAAUCUUCGCAUCCACCACGGACCCGGGGGUUUGGCAGCGUCUCCUGAUUGCGACAAGUUCAGUCACAGUUCAGGGAUCAAACACCAAACGAGCCAUCAACCAACAUGUCAGUCCUCAUCGGGCAGGCGCCCAACAACCUUGGGCCGUUGACGACGACGUUCACGCCGCCGCCAGAAUGCACGGUCGCGGUGGGCGCGGGAAGCAACGCGAUAGCAGACUUUUUCGGGGUCGGUGGUGAUAAGGACGUUGCCUUUCUCGGGCAGGGCUGCGCUGGGGGGAAGGCCUUCGAUGCCACGACAUGCUGGCCAGAAACGUCAAAGGGCGCCGAGGAGAGGGACGCGCCGCUAUCCGGAUGGGGGUUCUACUCGCCGGGCUUGAAUUGCCCGGUUGGGUACGCGACCGCCUGCUCGGCAACGGGGGGCAGCGGCGGAGGAUCUGGCUGGCCGGUGCAGUUCAAGCUACGAGAUGGCGAGACGGCGGUCGGCUGCUGUCCAAGUGGAUAUGAUUGCGCCAACAUCAACGGCCAGACAUGCACCAUGGUGGCUACCUCCACCACGAUACCUAUCGUCACAUGCGACGGGAGCAAAAGCGGCGACGUUGCGUCCCAGACGGUCCCCGACGAUGAAGCCUCCAUCACAGCGUUCAGCCUAUUCGCGCCAAUGAUCCAGAUCAACUGGCAGAGCAGUGACCGACCCAAGUCAACAACAACCAGCUCCCGCAGAAGUGCAACGAGAACCUCAACCACGGACCGCGCCAGACCAACAUCAGAGGAGACAAGUGCUAGCGACGACGACGACGACACCAAGUCAACCGAGACCUCUGGAGGUGAGACUCUUGUCCUUGACGAAAACCCGCAAACAACAGGCGACAAAGUGGACGUUGGCGUCAGCCCUCCAACUAUUACCCCCACCCUACAAGAAAACGAAUCGUCCUCCGAAGAAGGCGGAAUCAGCUCGGGGGCUAAAGUGGCCAUCGGAGUUGCGAGUUCGGUGGCGGUGCUCAUGGUGCUCGUGUGCGCUCUGUUCUACUGGUGGAGGAAGCGCAAGACACGGCGGGAAGAACAGGAACUGGACAGGCUGUACGGGCUCAAGCACAGCAUGAGUAUUGGCGGCGACUUCACGAAUAGUAGCGACAUCCCCGGCUGGUAUCGUGGGCAGAAAUUGGGGACGGCGGUGAACGAUCGAUUUGGGGUGCACGAUGCAAAUCAUGGGAAUGUUGGGAAUCACGGGACGGUGCCUGAGAUGGAAAGACCGGCAGCGCCGUAUUACCGCCCAUAUCGGCCGGCGUAAUGGAUGUUGGGAGUGUGCGUUAUGUUAUGUAUGUUGUGUACAUGUACGAAUUGCGAAUUGAUUCGACCAGAUGGAGUUUGCUUGCUGCGAGAUCGUUCUUGCACUCACCAGGUUUCCAUCUUGAAGUCCAGGAAGGAAGGAACGUCCGAAUAAACUCUGGCAUCCUGUUUCGUU
Molecule: messenger RNA, 1759 nt
Organism: Chaetomium fimeti
Lineage: Eukaryota; Fungi; Ascomycota; Sordariomycetes; Sordariales; Chaetomiaceae
Exons: 2
Coding region: 401-1585 (394 amino acids)
Source: RefSeq, a predicted model, not a curated record